CCUUGCCUUCGCUUCAAGGAAGAAUAAAGAAAGAAGCAGCGGCAGUCCACCAAGCCAAGCCCGUCUGCUCCCUCCCUCUCUUCCCAUCUGCAGCGUUGUUCAGAUCGCAACCCUUUGCCUUCUGCCACGACUUUGAUUUGAUUAGCAUGGACAGAAGGCUCGUCAUAAUUCUAUUUGUAGUUGGCAGCUUCUGGAGCUGUGAUGCAAGAAACCUGAUAGCUAAUCAUGUUGCUGGAGGAGUCCUGCAGUUCCCUGACAAACUUUCUACAGGAGAAUCUCAACAUGGGGGAGAAGAGAUCAAGAAUGGCAAGCUGUGUUUGAUGUGUGAAGAGUUUGUCACUGAGGCACUCAAUUAUAUUGCAGACAAUAAAACCCAAUCAGAGAUACUUAAAGUCCUUCACAAAUCCUGCUCCAAAAUACCUCCAUACGAGCAGCAGUGCAUUCGUCUGGUGGAUUAUUAUGCCCCUCUAUUUUUCUUAGAGGCUUCCAAAGCUCACGCUGAAGAAUUCUGCACUAAGUUUGGUCUUUGUGGGCAAGGCAUUCCCAUUUCACAACCUCUCUACAAGGAUAAAUGCAAAGUAUGCCAUGAUGUCAUUACAGAGGCUCUUCUGAAGUUGGAAGAUCCUGAUACCGCGAUGGAGAUUGUUCAGCUGCUUCUGAAGGCUUGCGACUCAGUUGGGAAAAGUGUGAAAAAGUGUAAGAGAUUGGUGUUUGAGUACGCGCCUGUGAUUCUUGUGAAUGCGGAGCAGUUCCUGGAAGCAAACGAUGUUUGCACCAUACUGCAUCUCUGCAAUUCAACAGCUGCUGCAGGCGGAGAUGGUGCGGAGGAGAAGGAAGAGGAAGUGUCAACAGCAUCAUCAAUGCCCAUGCAUGCUUCCUCGUGAUUCUUUUGUGACGGUGCCCUGUCAUCGUUUUAUGUACCAUACUCAAUUUGAUGCGCUCUGCUCUGCUUGUAUAGCCAGCCAGCCAGCCAGCCAGCCAUAUGAUAUAAGAUUGUUUGAUUUGAUGCGUGGUUGGUCCUCCGGGGCUGGCCUGACCUUGACCUUGAGCUUGAUGAUUGAUGCAUACAUACAUAGUACAUGUGUAUGAUAAUAUUGCUUCCACUUUUACUCUUUUAAAUGGCCGGUCUCCUCCUCCUCCAA
Messenger RNA from Andrographis paniculata, 1142 nucleotides. RefSeq lists its product as uncharacterized. Bases 147 to 884 code for a protein of 245 amino acids. Gene Ontology annotation, biological process: lipid metabolic process. Lineage: Eukaryota; Viridiplantae; Streptophyta; Magnoliopsida; Lamiales; Acanthaceae. The record is from RefSeq and is a predicted model, not a curated record. The transcript is spliced from 6 exons.